This is a messenger RNA of Bombyx mori (domestic silkworm), 3210 nucleotides long. RefSeq lists its product as uncharacterized. The coding region runs from base 1 to 3210 and encodes 1069 amino acids. The transcript has 5 exons. Gene Ontology annotation, molecular function: zinc ion binding; catalytic activity; nucleic acid binding. The record is from RefSeq and is a predicted model, not a curated record. Lineage: Eukaryota; Metazoa; Arthropoda; Insecta; Lepidoptera; Bombycidae.
AUGCUGGAGGCCACGGAGGACCUUGUGGGCUACACCGCAGCCGAAGAGGCUAAGAGACUGCGAGCGGUCAACGUCAAGCAGGAGCAGGAGAUCCUGCAACUGCGUAAGGAGCUCGAUGAAGUUAGAAGGGAGUUGGCGAGGGUUUCGCAGGUGCUAGCGUUGCCCACAUCGACUGCGACCCCGGCCCCGAACACCAAGGAGGAAGAGGAGGAGUUGCGCCUACAGCGCAUUAUGCGAGCUGUCGGCACUAUGCUCGACGCUCGCUUUGAAGGGCUGGAGGCACGGCUUCUACCGGAGCCCCGAAUGCGACCACCGCUAGCGGCGGACAAGCAGAGGAGCCGGGAAGAAUCGUCUAAUCCCCCUGUCGUCGUUGACGCUGCACCGGAUGCGGCACCGUCAUCAGUGCCACCGAUGACAUUGGCGAAAAAGAGGAUGCGUGGCCCCAAGAGAAGUGUCACCGCGCAAGCGGCUUCAUCCGAAACGCACACCUUCCUCCCGGCUCCAGCUUCCAUGAUCGAGAGCUGGUCAACGGUCACCCGUAGGGGUGCUCGACCGAGGGAGGAAGCAGUGAGGACGGUUCCAGCGGCAGCUAUCGCUGAAGCGGAAAGGAAAGACCGGUCUUCUGUAAAGAGGAAAGAGAAGAAGCUGCGCCCUCCACGCACUCAGGCCGUUGUCCUCAAGCUGCAACCAGAGGCCGUGGAAAGAGGACUCACGUACCGCACUGUACUCGCCGAAGCGAGGGCCAAGGUUGAUCCUGGGGCACUUGGAAUACCCAUCCAGCGCAUCCGGUCUGCAGUGACUGGGUCUAAGGUGCUGGUAGUGGAAGGUGCAGACCAGAGCGCCAAGGCCGAUCUCCUGGCCCAAAAGCUUCGUGAGGUUCUGCCCGCAGAAGGGGUCAUAGUGACCAGGCCAGUAACGACUGCAGCCAUCCGCAUCAGCGGACUGGACGACUCCCUGAUGCCGGAGGAACUUACCGCGGAGCUUGCCCGGAUUGGCGAAUGCGCUCCUGAUGCGGUGAAGAUCGGAGACAUCAAGUAUGGCCCAGGCGGGAUGGGUCAAGUAUUGGUCCGGUUGCCCGUCGUUGCCACGAUGAAGGUUCUCGCCGUUCCAAAACUGAGGGUUGGUUGGAGCGUGCUCCGCGCUUGUUUGUUAGAGGCUAAGAAGCUACAGUGCUUCCGAUGCCAUGAGCUAGGGCACGUGAGCGCCCGAUGUCCUUCGUCGGUCGACCGCAGCCGGGAUUGUUAUCGGUGUGGCCAGACCGGCCACGUAGCGGCCGGCUGCUCUCUUGCACCACACUGCGCUGUAUGUACCGCUGCCGGCAGACCGGCGGACCAUGUCUCCGGGAGCAAGGCUUGUGCCAAGUCCCCGAGACCGAGACUUAGAAGAGGAACUUCCGCUGCACUUGAAAAUGCACGGAGGCAGCCCGGUCGCGGCUUCGUUGCCGUCCUCUGGGCCGAGAUAUUCGUGUUGGGAGUGUACUUUUCCCCAAACAGGACGCUCGCCGAGUUUGAGGUUUUCCUCAGCGAGCUCAGCCGCGUCGUUGGAAGGUCGCACUUCCGACGGAUUCUCGUUCUAGGUGACCUAAAUGCCAAGUCAUUGUCUUGGGGUUCCUCUAGGACGUGCCCCAGAGGUAGAGCGGUGGAGGAGUGGCUGGUCGGAAGCGGUCUCCUCAUCCUCAAUCGCGGUACGGAACUCACAUGCGUGCGACGUUUGGGCGGAUCCGUGGUGGACGUUACAUUCGCCACGCCUGACGUCGCAUAUCGCGUACGCGGUUGGGCGGUGAUGGUUGGCGAGGAGACCCUCUCCGACCACCGUUACAUCCGAUUCAGUGUCGCCGCGACCCCGGUCGGUUCUGUUCGGGGCUUUUCCUUGCCCAUCAGUGGCAGCGCUAGGGGUCCUCGUUGGGCCCAGAAGCGCCUCAACAUCGAGCGGUUGCGUGAGGCGGCCAUAGUGCAGGCGUGGCGUCUUGACUCGCUUGGCGAGCCAGCAGACGUGUGCGAGGGGGUGGAGCGUCUGCGCGAGGCAAUGUCACGGGUGUGUGACGCUGCUAUGCCUCGCGUGAGAGCUCUCGCUCCUAAGCGCCAAGUUCAUUGGUGGACCGAGGAGAUCGCCAGCCAGCGCCGGCUAUGCGAUAUUAGUCGUCGCACAUACCAGCGAUAUCGACGACGAAGAACGCGCCGGGACCCCAACGAGGAGGACCGCCUGUACGAAGUGUACAGGACGGCGAUAAGAACCCUGCGCUUGGCUAUCGGGGAGGCGAAGGAGGCCGCCUGGAACGACCUACUGGCCUCGCUGGACCGUGACCCGUGGGGGCGGCCCUACAGGCUGGCGCGUAAUGCGCUUCGCCGUUGGGCUCCUCCCGCAACCAGCACCCUGCCGCCGGAAACAUUGCAGCGGGUAGUCGGGGGUCUGUUUCCCGAUUUAUCCGGGACGGCCUUCGUCCCCCCUGUGAUGACAAUGGCGCGGAUUGCUGAUAGCGAAGAGCUUGAGGACGUCUCCCAGGUGGAGUUCGAUUUGGCUGUGCAGAGGAUGCGGGCUAAGCGCACGGCACCCGGUCCCGAUGGGAUCUCGUCCCAAGCGUGGGCGCUCGCCUUGACAGGUGACGGCUUGGGGCCUGCCCUCCAAGGGCUAUUCAGCAGGUGCCUCCGUGAGGGCAGGUUCCCAGAGCCAUGGAAGACUGGUCGGCUUGUCCUUAUUCCUAAGGAAGGCCGGCCACGUGACGAGCCAAGCGGGUACCGCCCAAUCGUCGUGCUGGACGAGGCUGGUAAGCUCCUCGAGCGCAUCGUCGCCAGUCGCCUCGUCCAGCACCUCGAAAGCGUUGGGCCUGACCUGGCUCCUAACCAAUAUGGUUUCCGGAGAGGUCGCUCCACCAUGGACGCUGUCUUGCGCGUCCGCCACCUCUCCGAUCGUGCGUGCUCCGAGGGGGGCGUGUUUCGAUGGCGCUUCGACCACCACUUUGGUGAGUUAGUCCCGAAGCUGCUGGGGAUGGCGGGCGCACUAGCCCGUCUUCUCCCCAACGUCGGUGGUUGCAGCGCCGGCGUCCGGCGUCUGUACCUGGGGGUCGUGCGCACAUUGGGUGGAGACGGGCUGAAGAAGAGAUUGGUGAACGUGCUCAUUGCCCGCCUGGUGAUGAAUGGUUCCUGGAGCCAUAGAAAUCACAAGUUGCUUCCCAACUUGACCCACGCGGUAGAAGACUCAAUCGAAUUGUAA